AUGCCGGACCAGAUCUCCGUGUCCGAGUUCAUCGCUGAGACCACCGAGGACUACAACUCGCCCACUACUUCCAGCUUCACCGCGCGGCUGCACGACUGCAGGAACACCGUGGCGCUGCUGGAGGAGGCGCUAGACCAAGAUAGAACAGCUUUACAGAAGGUGAAGAAGUCUGUGAAAGCCAUCUACAACUCUGGUCAAGACCAUGUACAAAAUGAAGAAAACUAUGCCCAAGUUCUGGACAAGUUCGGGAGUAAUUUUUUAAGUGGAGACAACCGGGACCUUGGCACUGCGUUUGUCCAGUUUUCCACGCUCACAAAGGAGCUGUCCACCGUGCUGAAAACUCUGCUGAGCCAGAACGUGAUCUUCACCUUGGGCUGA
Messenger RNA from Pipistrellus nathusii (Nathusius's pipistrelle), 378 nucleotides. The record is from the annotation of a GenBank genome assembly. Lineage: Eukaryota; Metazoa; Chordata; Mammalia; Chiroptera; Vespertilionidae.